GCCCAACUGAAGAUGGCUCGUGGCCGCCCUGGGAUGGAGCCCAGCGCCUGAGGUCCUUACCAUGGUGAUGAUCCUAAGUAAAAGCCUCGACAACCAGGGAGCCGACGCCAUAGCGUGCAGGACCUUGAACCCUGAGCUGCACACGCCAAAGAAGAUGAGUCAAGGACCGACACUUUUCUCUUGUGGAAUUAUGGAAAAUGACAGAUGGCGCGAGCUGGACAGGAAAUGCCCUCUUCAGAUUGGGCACCCGAGCGCCGGCAUCUGGGAGUGCCUGCCUGAGAAGUGUCAGGACAGCCCCCUGUGGCACCGGGAGGCCGCGACCGCCUGUGCCGUGACCAACCUGAUCAAAGACCUCAGCCUCAGCGACCACAAUGGGAACCCCUCAGCACCCCCCAGCAAGCGCCAGUGCCGGUCACUGUCCUUUUCCGAUGAAAUGUCCAGCUGCCGGACAUCGUGGAGGCCCCUGGGCUCCAAGGUCUGGACCCCCGUAGAGAAGCGCCGCUGUUACAGCGGGGGCAGCGUCCCGCGCUACUCCGCCGGCCUGGGCACCAUGCAGAGGAGCUCCAGCUUCAGCCUCCCCUCCCGGGCCAACGCGCUGUCCUCGCCCUACGACCAGGCGGGAUUCCACCACCGAUUCGGAGGUCAGCCUUGCCAGGCGGCGCCAGGCUCGGCUGCCUGUGGACAGGCGGGCGACCUCUGGAGCCCCGACCCGAGCCCCGGGGGCGGGGGCCGGCUCGACAUGCAGCGGUCCCUGUCCUGCUCCCACGAGCAGUUUUCCUUCGCGGAGUACUGUCCACCCUCAGCCAGCAGCACGCCUGCCUCCACGCCAGAGCUGGCCAGACGCUCCAGCGGGCUGUCCCGGAGCCGCUCGCAGCCGUGUGUCCUGAACGACAAGAAGGCGGGAGUCAAGCGGCGGCGCCCGGAGGAGGUGCAGGAGCAGAGGCCUUCCCUCGACCUGGCUAAAAUGGCACAGAACUGUCAGACCUUCAGCAGCCUCAGCUGCCUGAGUGCGGGGAUGGAAGACUGCGGCCCGCACAGCCCCUUUGCCCUCCACGUCAGCAGCACCAGGUCCUGGACCGCCUUGCUCUCGGCCUCCGCCUCCAGCCUGGGAGGCAGGACCCCCGCCGGGACCCCGGUCCCCGAGCCUCUGCCCCCAGCCUUCGACGACCAGCCGGCCAGCAAGGAGGAGCAGUGCUGUGAGGAGUCGGGCGGCUGCGGCCUGGGCGACGGCUGUGCCCGGAGUUGGGGGCCGGCCUCGGCCUGGCGGGACCGCGGGGCGGCCGGGAACAGCCCCUGCUCCCUGGACGGCGAGUUGGACAUUGAACAGAUAGAGAACAACUGAGGGGCGGCGGACACUUGAGGCGGGGAGCCCCCCGCAGGCCCGGCCACGCCGCACAGCCGCCCGCCCCCGCACCUCACCGGCACAGCGGCCACGGCCACGGCCAUCCAAGGGGCCGCGGGAGCCUGAGAGCAGCUUCGUGGGCUGGGCCCCUUCCCCCCUGUUCCUCGCCAGCCGCCCUGCCGGGUCCCGCAGGGUCCGCUGCUCUGUGCUCUGUGGGGCUGGCGGGGGUGGGCGCGUGCUCAGGGCCGUCUGGCGGGGUCGGGCCCUUCCCGGCCUCCUGCUCAGGUUCAUUUCCGGGGGGUCGGCCCCACAGCCUCCUUCAGUCCGUUGUAUUCCGUGCCUUCUCUCCCAGGUCUCCCUGCUUCAGGCUUGGGAAGGUUCGGGAGACGCUUUCCUUUGUAGUAACAUCAGAACCAUUUGGCCUUAAUUCCAAGUGUGGGAGACCGAGGCCCUGGGGUGCCGGGGUGAGGGGGCACCAUGUCGGAACUCUGGGGGCCUGGGGAACAGCUCGGGCUGCUUGUUGGAGGCGUCUGCGUUGGGUAGACGUGGGUGGGUCUGUUGGUGAAAAGACAGAACUCUCUGCCUCUCCCGUGGCGUGGAGAGCCUGACCCUGUGGCUCUCUGCCGCUCCGGGAACCGCUUGGGCAGGGCUGGCACGUGACAGCCAUUCUCUGUGGCCAACCUGUCCCUGGGGGAUCAGCUGGAUUCAGGUGAGCCGGGAGAGGUCACCAGUAACGGGCAACCUCUUGAAAACGUCCUCGGGAGGCAGGAGCUGUGAGCAGGUCCGUGCACCCAGGCCCUGUGCACGUUUCAGGGGUGGAGGCAGCCUGUGGGCUGGACCGGGGACCCGCAAGGCUGCCUGCCGUAUUCGAAGCACACUGGCGCUGGUUGGUGGGAUGCUGGCCUUCAUCCCAGUGCACCCCCCGCCCCCGACAAGCGCCCCUGCUGCUCAGCCCAGGGAGCAGAGCGCCUCCCCGCAGCGUCCCUAUGGCGGGCACAGAGUGCAGGGCGCAUGCACGGUCCCCAGCUCCAGGCACCCCUGCGGAUGCCCUGCUGCAGGGGAGCCCCGCCCCGCCCCACCCCUCCCCAACCCCGACCCCCUGAGGUUUCGCUCUCAGGAAGCCCGGCUGGCAGACACACCACACGGGCUCUGCUCUCUUGGACUCUGGCUUGUAGCAAACUUGGCAUCUUCCUCAGACAAUAGCAAUUUUGUCGGCUUAUGAGCAAGUGGCUCCUUUCCCCACUACAGCUAAAAAUAACCGGUGUAUUCUCUUGAGUUUGCUGACACGUAACAAAGGCACAUUCGUAGUCUCCUUGCUUUUGCUCAUCUUCUGUGGACAGUGAAGGCCUCACGUGCACAGAGUGAGUACGAAGGUUCUCACUCUCUUUCCCCAAAAGAAAGACCCUGUUUGGGAAACUGUACUCACAGCUUCACGGUUUGCCUCAAUGAAAAGCGUGGUGCUCAAGUUCUGAUUUCUGGGGUGGUGUUUCUUAAAAAUCAGCCAUAAGAUGCUUGUAGAGAAGAUCUCAAUUCAGUGAACACAAUCCCAGAUUGUGUUCAAAGCCUCAGGUCAGAUAGCAUCAUGGUUGUGUGGACACAGGGAAGGUCCUGGGGCCGGAACCAGUUACCUUCAGUGGCUCCCACCAAAGGCACGUCCCCUCAGGACCCCGAAGAGCCAAAGCAGGGAGCCGGUGGCUCUGGGUGGGCCUGCCAUCAUGCCUCGUCCCCCCCGUAGUAGGUCAUGGAGGCCACAUCUUCUUAGAGCAAAGCCAGCGGGGGCUGGGGUCAUUGAGUUACAAACUGGGAGAGCACACUCUGGGGACUCCUGUCCUCAGAAACCUUGGCACCCAGUACUGGCACCCAGCCCACACCAAGAGGGGCCACUGAGGGAGUGUGGUCUCUUAAACCUCCUUCCUGUGGAAGGAGAGGCGGGGGUCCCAUCUCCUGGUCCACAGCACAGUGAGGGACUGAGGUGAGCCAGACGGGCCUGAGUGGUGACCCCCCCCACCGGCUGCCUUUCCUCAGGGUCAGCUGGGCAGGCACCUGAGGUGGUGGGUAUGUGGCACAGCGCCGUGGGGUGGGCGACCUGCCUGCAUACCCCACCCACCAGCUGCUUCCCCGUUCUCAGGCCUUGUGGCAAGGAAGGCCAAGCCUUCCCACCUCUGCCCUAGCUGGUCCCGUCGACCCUCAAACCCAGUCCUGUGGCACUUUCGGGCAAAAGCUACUCCAGCCCCAGGCAGGGUUUGGCCCUCCAGCCUCCUCAGGCCCGUCUUUGCUGUCCUCAGUCCUGCCAAAGCUCCUAGCGCAAGCCCACAGCAGCAGUGGGGGGAGAGUGGCCACUGUCCCUUCUGCUCCGAGAAAGAAAUGCCCUCCGGUCGUCUCACGUUCCCCUUUGGCUGGAGCGCCCGCCCUGUGCAGAAGGUACCGCUCUGCCGUCCAGGCAGGCGUGUCCGGCUCGGCCCUGCUGACGCCGGGACUUCUGGUCUGGAGGCUCUUGGAGGGAGGCUCGCCCGGGAGCUCCCUCUGGCUGCGUGUGCCUGUCCCCGCGGGGCCGUGGGCGGGCUGGCACGCUCGCCAGGAGGAGCCCCGUCAGCGUCCAGGCCCUGCCUCUCCUAGGGGAUGCCUGUGAGCUCCUGCCUCUGAAGGAGACCCAGGGAGUUCCGAGCUGGAAGGGAGGCCUGGACUAGCCGCCUGCCUGCCCGGGGACCCUGAAGGAUGAACGCAGCGUUGUAGCUCCCAGAGAGCAGGGUGGGGAGGAGAGGCUCCCUGUUGCGUGUGUCCCGACCUGCUCCAGAAGGAGCAUCUGCUACGGCCAUAGGACUGACAAGAGCCGCUGUCUGCCCGCAGGGCCUGGGCCGGGCCGGGGUCGGUGGCCUUAACCGUUUACCACAAACCCUCUUGCCUUACUCGCGGUGGAGGCCGGGGCUGGCGCGGGGCCCGCAGGCAGACACGAUGUCCAGGCCACGGGGGCGCUUGUGCCGAUCACCCAUAGAUUUUCAUUCUCAGAAAGCCUUACUCGUCAUCAAAAUGUUUGUAGCAGGAAAGUUUUGUGAAUUUGUACACGGAAAGAAAAUUUAAAUAAAGGAAAAGUCCACGUUGAAAAGAAAAUCCCAGUGUUCAAAUGGGUCUCCUAGUGCACAGGGUGGCGCGCGAGCUCCCUGCUCCAGCGGAGGCUUCCCUGGGCGGCGGGUUCGGGCCGCUGCGGGUCUCAGGGAGCUUCCGUGGUAUUUAACACAGAGCCCUGGACGCUCUGCCGUGGGCCCGGCCUGCACCUCCACAUCUGCCCGUGAGGUUCAAGUCACGCGCACUCCGUGGCCAGCUGGGCCGUGGCUGCCGUGGCCCAGGCACUCCGCCCCCCACCCCGCCCCGUACAGGUAGUUACGCCGCAUCUUGCCACAGCCGCGCAGCUGGUCAAACCUCUCCUGCUGGCUCCAGUCAGAGAAGACAUUGCCUAAUCUUUAAAGAGAAACGAUAAUGCAAACCGCCCCCCAGACCACAGCAGAGAUCUCGUAGGCUAGGUAGGAUAGUCUGUUUUAGCAUAGUCUCUUUGGCAAAUAGGUUGUGUUUUCAGUGCGUGGAGGAGAUGUCCCAGGAGCUGCUGGGGGGGCUGUAGCGUGCUUUCCAGAGGCUCCGCCCGUGGGGCUGCUGAACCCCCAGUAGUGAGGCAGCCGAGGCGAGUGGCGUUGGGCCAGCCCGCCGGGGGCCGAGCCACAUGCGUGCAGAAGGCACUGGGCCUGCACCCUCGCCCCCGCCCACGGCUGCCUGUCCUCCCACGCGGGCCACAACUGUCUUGCACUAGAGCCGCUCUAGUCUCUCAGGAAUUUGCUUGUUACUCUUACUGUGUAAAUAAAGCUUCCUGGUUCAGUACCCAG
This is a messenger RNA of Mustela lutreola (European mink), 5214 nucleotides long. RefSeq names its product family with sequence similarity 53 member B (gene FAM53B). Gene Ontology annotation, biological process: protein import into nucleus; positive regulation of canonical Wnt signaling pathway. NCBI's taxonomy places the organism in Eukaryota, Metazoa, Chordata, Mammalia, Carnivora, Mustelidae. The record is from RefSeq and is a predicted model, not a curated record. Gene Ontology annotation, cellular component: nucleus. The coding region runs from base 62 to 1342 and encodes 426 amino acids. The transcript is spliced from 4 exons.